Messenger RNA from Helianthus annuus (common sunflower), 2138 nucleotides. RefSeq names its product COBRA-like protein 7. Bases 28 to 1992 code for a protein of 654 amino acids. Lineage: Eukaryota; Viridiplantae; Streptophyta; Magnoliopsida; Asterales; Asteraceae. The record is from RefSeq and is a predicted model, not a curated record. The transcript is spliced from 2 exons. Gene Ontology annotation, biological process: cellulose microfibril organization. Gene Ontology annotation, cellular component: membrane.
CUCUACAACUCAAAUUCAAACACAAACAUGUCUCCCACUUUCUCUCUCAUCACCACCACUCUCCUCCUCCUCCUCUUCACCACCCUCACCACCGCCCAAACCCCACCCCGAACCCCACCAUCACCACCACCAGCAUCCGACUCCUGCAACGGCAUCUUCAUCUCCUACACAUACACAUCCGGAUCCAAACUCCCACCCGACAACCCAUCAAACCAACCCUACCGCUUCGAAUCGGAGCUCCGGAUCCUCAACAACGCAGCAGAAGAGCUCAAAUCUUGGAGGGUAUUUGUGGGAUUUCAGCACGAUGAGUACUUGGUCUCUGCUUCUAACGCUGUCAUUGCUGACGGCUCUGUUUCGCUUCCGGGUCGGGUCGGGAACGGGACUGUGUUUGCUGGGUUUCCCAGUUCGGAUCUUAAAACCGCUAUUGAGACUGCUGGUGAUAUCAAUCAGAUGUCGGUUCGGGUCGAGUUGGUGGGUACCCAGUUUGGAGUCGGGUCGCCCGAUGUACCCAUGCCGAGGAAUAUUUCUCUUGCGAAUGAUGGGUUUGUUUGCCCUAGAGCUACUAUGAAUGGAACACGAGUUAUGAACGUGUGUUGUACAAGAGACCCGAAUGCAGUAACCAACGAGACUGUAACAGACGAGUUUCUCCCACGCCAAACCGGCGAUCUCACAAUCAUGUACGACGUGACUCGGACCUACGAGUCAGACUACUGGGCCGAAGUCACCAUCGAGAACCACAGCCCCCUGGGCCGCCUUGAUAACUGGAACCUAACCUGGGAUUGGAUGCGAGACGAGUUCAUAAACGACAUAAAAGGCGCACACCCAUACACCCGCGAUUCAACCGAAUGCAUUUUCGGCCCACAAGGCGCGUUCUACAAAGAACUUGAUUUCUCAAACGUCUUGAACUGUGAAAGACGGCCCACGAUAAUCGACUUACCACUUGAGAUGACCAACAAUACCAAAUGGGGAAUGAUCCCGUUUUGUUGCCGGAACGGGACGAUUUUGCCCCCGACAAUGGACCCGAGCAAGUCGAAAUCGGCUUUUCAAGUACAAGUCUUCAAAAUGCCUCCGGAUUUGAACCGGUCCGAGCUCGUCCCGCCACAAAACUUCAAAAUCAGCGGGCGGCUAAACCCGGAUUACAAAUGCGGCCCGCCGGUUCGUGUUAGCCCGAGCGAGUUCCCUGACCCUAGCGGUCUACCUGGCGCGACUGCGGUCGCCAGCUGGCAAGUGGUUUGUAAUAUCACUCAAGCGAAAGGUUCGAGCCCGCGAUGUUGCGUGUCGUUUUCGGCUUAUUAUAACCAGUCGAUUAUCCCCUGCCCGACUUGCGCGUGUGGCUGCCCGAGCGGUGCGGGUUCUCGAACGUGUAGUACGACCGCACCCGCACUGUUUCUUCCUCCUCAGGCUUUGCUUGUUCCGUUUGAUAACCGGACGGAACUCUCGACGGCUUGGGCUAGCAUCCAGCGACGAUCGGUUCCGAACCCGUUACCGUGCGGGGACAACUGCGGGGUCAGUCUUAACUGGCACCUGCUGACCGAUUACCGAGGCGGGUGGACGGCGAGAGUCACGCUCUUCAACUGGGAUGAAACGUCUUUCGCAGAUUGGUUUGUCGCGAUGGAAAUGGGCAAAUCGGCCCCUGGGUUCGAAAAGGCGUACUCGUUUAACGCGAGUUCACUCGAGGUCAACGGUGCGAACGACACGAUAUUCAUGCAGGGUCUACCCGGGUUAAACUAUCUGGUCGGGGAAGUUGACGGGAACAACCCGAAAAAGGACCCGAGGGUACCCGGGAAACAACAGUCGGUGAUCUCGUUUACCAAGAAACUGACACCUGGAAUCAAUGUUGCCGGCGGUGAUGGGUUUCCGACGAAAGUGUUCUUCAACGGUGAAGAGUGUGCGCUUCCGAGGGUUCUUCCGACCAGCGGUUCUUUUCGACCAGUGUCUAGGGGUGUGUUUUCGGGUGUUGUCGCGUUCAUCAUCGUCGUGAUGUUGAUAUAACAUGAGGUGCUAUCGGAUUGAUUUUUGUAGAUUUGUUCAAUUUUUUUAACGAUUGUAGUAUUGGAUUUUGUAUAGAAAUGUUGUAAUAUUGGAUUUGCUGCACAUUUACAGAUUUUAGUUAUUAAAAACUUAUGUUGCGUUAUUCA